Molecule: messenger RNA, 1020 nt
Organism: Coniophora puteana RWD-64-598 SS2
Lineage: Eukaryota; Fungi; Basidiomycota; Agaricomycetes; Boletales; Coniophoraceae
Exons: 7
Coding region: 1-1020 (339 amino acids)
Source: RefSeq, a predicted model, not a curated record
AUGGACCAGCUACCAGCAUACUCUGAAUCGUCCGCCGGUGCAAGUACAUCUCGCCCGGCAAACGCGCGAUCCGAAUACACCGUAUCGCUAGAGACCUCCAAGGGAGAGAAAUGGUUGACUCUCAGAGCUAGAAGCCGUGCCCAGGACUCAAGCUCGCUUCCUUCUUUUCUCGAAGGGGAUGUCAUUUCAGGUAAUGUCGAUAUGGAAGUCGCGAAGUCCGAGUCUAUCAAGGCCAUAACCGUCAUGGUUGCUGCCGGUACUACAUAUGUUGGCCAAGAAGAAGAGCGCUUCCUCAAAGUUGAGAAAGAGCUCUGGACCCCAUCCAUGCCCCUACCCGACGGCUCAAAGGUGUCGAAGUUCAGUAAAGGCCACUAUCAUUGGUCGUUCGAGUUAGCCUUGCCAAAGGAAGUCGAGGUAGAGGACGGAAAAGUCAAGAAACCCUUCCCACUCCCUCCUAUCUUCACAGAACGCGCCAGCCCGGUGUACCUGGACUACAAACUUAUCGUGACAGUAAAGAGAGGCAUGCUCAAAGUCAAUCAAACACUUCAGACUGCUAUCAGCUAUUUGCCAGUGACGCGACCAGAACCGCCUUCUCCAAUGCGUCAGAAAGCAUAUAAAGAGAAUCUUCGUCUCAUCGGUCCAGACGGCGACCCCGAGGGAUGGCAUGUCUGCGCCCCAGUCACUGUCUCAGGGACCGUCUUUGAGUCACGCAAGGUCGAGGUCUCAUGCACGCUCGCGCUUGCGAAACCCCUAACCUACGCCCGCGGGACACCUUUACCAUUAAUUAUGACCUUGUCGGGAGACGAUGAGCACGCUCUGGACCUCCUAGCAUCCCCUUCCUCCAUCCAUCUUACUAUGGUCAGAUCGGUUAUGACAGGGCCCAAAGCAACAGAUGACAGCGUUGAAGCAGGCGAAUUCGAAGCCGGCGCGGUAGACCGCAUUUUACAAGGCGAAAUCGACGUGAAGAGGUCACUGAAGCCAAGUUUCCAUUUUCCAAACUUCACCACUAGGGUAAGCUGA